AUUGCUGAAAUUUUGUUCGGAAUAGCGCCAUAACCCAAAUUUGGUGAUGCAAUUUGGCAACGUGGAAGCUGAGAUUGAAUUCUUCGCUUCCCUCGUCAAAGCUGACGGUUGGCUGAAAGGAGAUCACAUUGAUUUGGGCUUGUAUCUCAUCCGGAAGCGACAACAACAGUUGGAGGAAGUAGAAAUAUCGGAUUGGACAACGACCGAUGUAUUUUUUAUGAAUCACAUCCAUACUUGCUUUGCGGAUAAUAAAAGGAAAAAAGAGCAAGUUGGGUGGAAAAUUAGAACCAGUUUACUGAACGUUGUAAAUGGCAAGGUUCCGGCUUGUGGAAUGGAUUGGCAGUACACGUAUAAGGUGUAUGUACCUUGUAUGUUGCCAAAAUAUAAGCAUUGGGUGGCUCUAGAGAUUGAUCUGAUUCAGUGUGAAAUCAAAGUCUACGAUUCAAUGGUUUCACUCAUUCCAGGUCAGAGCUUAAAGGAGGAACUCGGCCCCCUGUCAAUUACGAUUCCAAAUCUUCUGCACACCCUCGACUUUUAUGAAGAAGGUGUUCACGCGAACGAGUGCACCCGAGAUUGGUGGUGUCCAUGGCCAAUACAUCGUGUGGAUGUUCCACAACAGGCUAAUCAAUGA
Molecule: messenger RNA, 631 nt
Organism: Prunus mume (Japanese apricot)
Lineage: Eukaryota; Viridiplantae; Streptophyta; Magnoliopsida; Rosales; Rosaceae
Source: RefSeq, a predicted model, not a curated record